Molecule: messenger RNA, 3475 nt
Organism: Paramormyrops kingsleyae
Lineage: Eukaryota; Metazoa; Chordata; Actinopteri; Osteoglossiformes; Mormyridae
Product: gamma-aminobutyric acid receptor subunit alpha-1
Biological process (GO): chloride transport; gamma-aminobutyric acid signaling pathway; monoatomic ion transmembrane transport
Cellular component (GO): membrane
Molecular function (GO): extracellular ligand-gated monoatomic ion channel activity; GABA-A receptor activity
Source: RefSeq, a predicted model, not a curated record
GUGCAUUUCUCAUCCGCUUUACACAGAGACACAUUGCUAUUGUCUUGGUGAGAAACGUUGCUUACAUACAAUCUCACCGUCCAGGCAGAUUUUGCACUGAGCACCAAUUUGCGGGAGCGGAGUAGAAUUUAAUUCCCGCACCGAGGCACAGUGUGAGGCGUGCGGACUCAGCGGCGUCAGCCGGGCAGAAAUUCAACAGAUUUGUGAUCUUGAGGAUCUGACACAGAACAGAAGCAACACUGAAAAGGUAUAUUUAAGAAAAAGUUUCAAGUGCAUUUGACAUCAAUCAGAACAAUGUGGGGACAAACUGGAAAUACCGUGAUGUGUGUAUGGGCCUGUGUUCAGUUCCUGAGCGCGCUCUGCGGGAAAAGCUCUGGGCAGAGCAGCAUCUCCGACGAGCAGAAGGACAACACCACCGUGUUCACCAGGAUCUUAGACAGCCUGCUUGACGGCUAUGACAACCGACUCAGGCCUGGCCUAGGAGAGCGUUUAACAGAAGUCAAGACUGACAUUUUUGUGACGAGCUUUGGACCCGUAUCAGACCAUGACAUGGAAUAUACUAUUGAUGUUUUUUUCCGGCAAAGCUGGAAAGACGAGAGACUGAAGUUCAAGGGGCCGAUGACUGUGCUGCGUCUCAACAAUCUGAUGGCCAGCAAGAUCUGGACCCCAGACACCUUUUUCCACAACGGAAAGAAGUCCGUGGCUCACAACAUGACCAUGCCCAAUAAGCUGCUGCGUAUCACAGAGGACGGGACACUGCUCUACACCAUGAGGCUGACUGUGCGGGCGGAAUGUCCAAUGCACUUGGAGGACUUCCCCAUGGACGCCCACGCCUGUCCACUAAAGUUUGGCAGCUAUGCCUACACACGUGCAGAAGUUGUGUAUGUGUGGACCAGGGGGGCACAGCAGUCUGUGGUAGUUGCUGAAGAUGGUUCCCGCCUUAACCAGUACGACUUACUUGGACAGACAGUGGACUCAGGAAUAGUGCAGUCCAGCACAGGAGAAUACGUUGUCAUGACGACACACUUUCACUUGAAGAGGAAGAUUGGUUAUUUUGUCAUCCAGACCUACCUGCCCUGCAUAAUGACAGUGAUCCUGUCCCAGGUGUCGUUCUGGCUUAACAGAGAAUCUGUCCCCGCCAGGACUGUGUUCGGAGUGACCACCGUGCUGACGAUGACGACCCUCAGCAUCAGCGCCCGGAAUUCCCUCCCCAAGGUGGCCUACGCCACAGCCAUGGACUGGUUCAUCGCCGUCUGCUACGCCUUCGUCUUCUCCGCCCUCAUCGAAUUUGCCACUGUCAACUACUUCACCAAGAGGAGCUACGCCUGGGACGGCAAAAGCGUGGUCCCUGAAAAGCAAAAGAAAAAGAGGGAAUCGCUCAUCAAGAAAAACAACACGUACACAGCAACAGCCACGGCCUACGCCCCCAACAUCGCCAGGGAUCCGGCGCUGGCCACCAUCGCCAAGAGCGCCCCCCCUCCCCCCACCGAGUCCAAGGAGGAGCCCAAGUCCAAACCCCCCGAAACCAAGAAGACCUUUAACAGCGUGAGCAAGAUCGACAGGAUGUCGCGGAUCGCCUUCCCCCUCCUCUUCGGCACCUUCAACCUGGUCUACUGGGCCACCUACCUGAACAGGGAGCCCAACAUACAAGGACUGUUCCAGCCUCACUAAUGUCACCCUUCCUCUGCCAUGCCAGUCAGAGGACGGGGUACCGGGGGCCGUGGGGGCAUUGAAUCCAGGGUGUGAGCUGUGGGGUGAGGCCUGAGAAGGGAACCAUGAAGGAAGCGUAUCAAAGGCACAGAGUGUCACCUACUGCAAAGUCCCACUCUCACUCUGCUGCCCCGGGUUAUCGGAGCGAAAGUACAACUUAACGGCCAUUUUCUGCAUCUAUUCAUAAUGAAUGAAUAAAUAAAAAUAAAUAAAUAGCUAGCAGAUGUCACUUUCCAGUCACCGGGUCUGGGGUCACAGCAGCUGAUCUGAGUUUUUUUCAGUCAGAAAAUAAGGUUUUUUAAAUUUUAUUUUACUUUUUACAAUUGUAGGUUAGUGACCGCAAUGAAAAGGUCUUGUCAAAUGAAUUUAAAAUUUUAAUGGAAUUCCAACAGCGAAUGAUUUUAUUUGUUGCAUUUAAGAAAUGUUCCUGUGAAAAAAAGAUGUUAAGAAUAAAUCGUGCAGUGUUUAAAGCAUCAAAACUAUGAAGCUAAGAAACAGGUUUCGCUUAAGGUCAGCGUGUGGCGUUUUUAUCGAGCUGCUGUACAGAGAGGUUUUCAGGGCACAAGGGAUUUAAAUAUGUAUUUACGUUUAUUAGCUUUACUGGUUGAAAAGAUUAUAUUUAGACUAUUAAAAACAAUAUAUUUGUGUGUCUGUAGUACAGACUCUGUACACACUAGCAAUGUUUUAAAAUAGAGUUGUGGCAAGUAAGAAUGUAACUGUAAUAUUUAAAUGUCGGAAUGCGAUCCAUAGCUAGUAUUAUAACACACACACUCUUCAUACUGGCUCGUACUGUAUGGAACCUGUAUGCAGUUCUGAAGUUUGGGAAGCAGGGUCCAGGUGAGACAGAAGGCUGCUAGUCCUGGCUGUGAUGUACUGUAGGCUGAGCAUACGGAGUCCCACCCCCGAGAAGCAGUGCCUUCUACCCCGUUACCUUUGGAACGACUUUCCCCUGAAUAACGAGACUUCCACUUUAUCCUGACGGAGGUCUGCCAGCUCUGCUCAUCUGCACUGAUAGCUCUCCACACAUAGCUGCCAAACUGCCUCAGGAUGCACACAACGUUCGACAAACAAAGAUCUUCAAAGAAUCUACUAAGAUUCUACUAAGAAUCUCAUUGCUGCAUGUUAAUGGAAAACAAGAUAUUCUGGCCUAAUGUGUUAGACCGAUGUUCUGCACACAACAACUCCAUCUUCAACAACAUCUUCAGCCCAAAUUGAAUCAACACUGCAGAUGAGAACACAUUGUAUGGGUGCUUUUCCACAUCGAAAACGCCUUUUUUUAAGUGCACUCAAACUUUACUGAAUUUGCUUUCCAAAUGAGGUUAUUAGACCAUGUAGUUACAUGAUGCCAUACACUGACUUAUAGUCAUCAGCUCUUGGAGUUUUUUGUGGAUUUUUGAACACAAAUGCACACUUAUGUGUGCUAGUAUCUGUGGCACUUUGGCUCCAUGCUCAAAAUGUUAAUAAUCUAAAUUUUAAUGACGUUCUGAGAUAUGAUUGUUCAACAUAAGUUCUAGCUGAAAUCCAGCAGCAUAACAUUGGCCUUCAGUCUGUGCACCCCCGCAGCUAGAGCUAGUGGUCUGGCCCAAGGUCCUGGAAGGGUACAGGUUUGCUUCUGCCUAUGGUGCAGCUGGGCUCCAAUUAAACACAGGGUGUAUCAAUAGAAAUGUAUAGAAAACUAUAGUUUUGAUUCUAUUGUAUGGACAAUUACUAUCAUGCUUUAAAGAUACAUGUUCACAUGAAAUAAUAAAGAUUGUUUAUGAAUAUG